AUGGAUACCAAGUGGAAUCUCACCGACUGCGAGAGAGCUGAGAAACUCGUCUCAGUCGGUGCCAACUUGACUAUCUUGCAUGAGAUGCAGAAAAACCUAGGCCCCGAGGUAGCCGAACGGGUCGCCGACAAACUCACCACGGAGGAGCAAAAGGAGAAGGUGUUCCAGGGGAUCCAUUGCGUCGCUGCUGCUUCUAGCUCGUCCUUUGCCUUCGAGACCUUGGUCGACAUGUACCUGAUGUCUUACAAGCUCAACGAGGACCAGAAAAAGGCAAUUGGGAGUCUGAAUAGCGAGGUUGAGCAGUUACGUAACCUGCUCAUGAUGCUGCGUCAAACAGUGGACAACUUGGAGCGAGGUGCUAGAAUAAUCAAGUGCAGGUAA
Molecule: messenger RNA, 381 nt
Organism: Colletotrichum scovillei
Lineage: Eukaryota; Fungi; Ascomycota; Sordariomycetes; Glomerellales; Glomerellaceae
Exons: 2
Coding region: 1-381 (126 amino acids)
Source: RefSeq, a predicted model, not a curated record